Molecule: messenger RNA, 1017 nt
Organism: Tetrahymena thermophila SB210
Lineage: Eukaryota; Ciliophora; Oligohymenophorea; Hymenostomatida; Tetrahymenidae
Product: glycoside hydrolase family 18 protein
Exons: 1
Biological process (GO): carbohydrate metabolic process
Molecular function (GO): hydrolase activity, hydrolyzing O-glycosyl compounds
Source: RefSeq, a predicted model, not a curated record
AUGAAUUCCAAAUCAAUUUUAUUGCUUUGCAUGUUGGUCUUACCAAUUCUUUGCAAUAGCUUCUUGAGUCAUGAAAGAAGACACCAUCACACCAACUACCACGGUGCCAGUAAAAAUUUCAAAAAAAUUGCUUACGUCAAUGGUAUUUCCAACUGGUAUGGACCAGGCAUUUUGGAUUCCUUCGGUAUUAAUAGUCCCUGCUACGAUAUCAUUAUUUUAUGCUUCUGGAUGCCAAGUUACGUUUCUGAUGCUCUUGGCAUAUGGUAAAAUAUUCACUCCAACAUUGGUUCUAAUGAUUUCGGUAGCACAAACGCUGAAGUUCAAAAGUAUAUUUUGGAUUAAUUCCACAAGAACGGCAAAUAACUCUUUAUUAGUGCCUUCGGUGCAACUGGAAAUCCCUCUGGCGAUCCCGUUUAAGUUGCUGAAUAAUUAGCUGAAUUUAUUAAUUAAAAUCCUUACAUUGAUGGUGUUGAUAUUGAUUACGAAGAUAACGAUGCUGUCAUGAAAGGACCUGGUGCUGAUUAUAUUAUCGCCUUCCAAAAGGCUUUGAGUGAAAAAGUCCACAAUAAGAAUAUCAUCUUCACUCAUGCUCCCUAAGCUCCUUAUUUCUCUCGUACUGUUUACAAGGAUAAGGGUUAUUACUAAGUUGAAAAGGAAAUCGGUCACCUCAUUGCAUGGUACAACGUUUAAUUCUACAAUUAAGUUGAAGACACUUAUGACACCUACGAAACUCUUUUCAUUGAAUCUCCUGAACCCUUCGUUGAAACUGCCUACAAGCAAAUUAUUGAUCUCGCUGGUGUUCCUCUUCAUAAGCUUGUUCUUGGUAAGCCAGCUACCCCCGCUGACGCCAGCAAUACUGGUUACAUUAAUCCCACUUCCCUUGGUAAAAUUUGCACUGAAGCUAGAGAAAAGCUUGGAUAUGAACUUCCAGGUUUCUUCAUUUGGUAAUACAAAAAUGAUGCCAAGUGUGAAUUUGCUGACGCUUUCUUGAAAAGUUACUUCCCUGCUGUUUAUUGA